AUGGCACGUAAAAUUUGUUGGGAAAUCCGAUUGAGAAUAGCUGCAGAAACUGCUGAGGCUCUCCCAUAUUUACACUCUGCAGCCUCACCUCCGAUCAUCCAUAGGAACAUAAAGACUGUGAACAUACUCUUGGAUCAAAAUUACACAGCCAAAAUUUCUGAUUUUGGUGCAUCAAGGUUAGGUCCGCUUGACCAAAAUCAACUAUCUACAAUGGCGCAAGGAACUCGCGGCUAUCUUGACCCUGAAGUUUUCCAAACAUUUCAGCUGACAGAGAAAGGUGAUGUUUAUCACUUUGGAGUUGUUCUUGUUCAGCUAUUGGCGGGCAAGUUGCCCAUAUGCUUUGAUAGGUCGGAGGGUGAGAUAAGUCUAAGCAAUCAUUUUCUUUCUUCGAUAAAGCAAAAUCGAUUGAUUGAGAUUCUCGAAGAGUUCAUGGUGUCUGAAGAGAAUAUUGAGCAGUUGAUGCAAGUUGCUAGGCUAGCAGAGCGAUGUUGGAAUGUAAAAGGAGAGGACAGGCCUUCCAUGAAAGAAGUGGCAAUGCAAUUGAUGAGGUUGGCAUUUGCAUCAAUGAAUAAUAUGGUUCCAAGUGCUGAAGAUUACAAAGAACCACCAGACAAACCUCUAAUCAAGCCUUCACUGCACUUCUGGGACGGAAUUGUAUCAGUUUCCUAG
Messenger RNA from Coffea eugenioides, 669 nucleotides. Its product is annotated as putative wall-associated receptor kinase-like 16. Gene Ontology annotation, biological process: protein phosphorylation; cell surface receptor signaling pathway. The transcript has a single exon. Gene Ontology annotation, molecular function: protein serine/threonine kinase activity; ATP binding. The coding region runs from base 1 to 669 and encodes 222 amino acids. The record is from RefSeq and is a predicted model, not a curated record. Gene Ontology annotation, cellular component: plasma membrane. Lineage: Eukaryota; Viridiplantae; Streptophyta; Magnoliopsida; Gentianales; Rubiaceae.